Racocetra persica is the source of this 1082-nucleotide messenger RNA. NCBI's taxonomy places the organism in Eukaryota, Fungi, Glomeromycota, Glomeromycetes, Diversisporales, Gigasporaceae. The record is from the annotation of a GenBank genome assembly.
CAUUCUGAACUUGGUACGGGUAUUAGGUUGGAAGAUGUGCAUGCUUUGAAUGAAUAUUGGGAACAAGCACGAAAAUUAUAUAGCUGCUUUGAGUCUGGAGUUUUAAGUGGUGAUUCUUCAGUGUAUGAACAUGAAAUGCCUGGUGGUCAAUACACAAAUUUAAUGUUCCAGGCUUCACAGUUAGGUCUUGGUAAACAAUGGAAAGAAAUCAAAAAAGCUUAUGCUGAAGCCAAUAAAUUAUGUGGUGAUAUUAUUAAAGUGACGCCUAGUUCAAAAGUUGUAGGAGAUUUUGCUCAAUUUAUGGUCACUAACAAAUGGUCUUUUAACGAUGUCAUUGAGAAGUCAAAAAAUAAUACGUCAUUCCCGGUUUCAGUUGUAGAAUUUUUCCAAGGUUAUCUAGGACAACCAUGUGGUGGAUUUCCUGAACCACUUCGCUCAAAUAUUAUCCGUGAUCUCCCGCGAAUUGAUGGACGACCCGGUGCAUCAAUGGAACCUAUGGAUCUUGAUAAGCUUAAAAAGGAGUUGAUAGCUAAAUAUGGUCGGUCCAUUCGUGGUGUUGAUAUAUCUUCAGCAGCAAUAUAUCCAAAAGUAUUUGCAGAAUAUCGGGAACAGCUUGAAAAAUUUGGUGAUGUCUCAGUAAUUCCAACAAGAUAUUUCUUGUGCAAGCCUGAGAUUGGCGAAGAAUUUUGCAUAAGUCUCGAAGAAGGUGUUACCCUAAUUAUAAAGUUUUUAGCUAUUGGGCCUCUAGAUACAACUACUGGAAAGCGAGAAGUAUUCUUUGAUUUAAAUGGUGAAACUAGAGCUGUUGGUAUAGAUGAUAGAAGUGCCGCUGUUGAACAUGUUCAUCGUAAGAAGGCUGAUCCAGGAAAUCCUGGUGAUGUUGGAGCACCAAUGUCUGGAGUAGUGAUUGAAAUUAGGGUGCAUGAAGGAGCUGAGGUUAAAGCUGGGGAUCCGAUAUGUGUUCUUUCAGCAAUGAAGAUGGAAACUGUAGUUUCAUCGCCUGUUUCUGGUAAAAUUGAUCAUGUAGAAGUUAAAGAAAGUGAUUCAUUAUCGGCAGGAGAUUUAAUAGUUAAAAUCAUUAA